UCCUGCAGUUGGGGCCCUGCUUGCACAUAUAGCUCCUCUCUGUCCAUACGAAACUGCACACACAUGAUGAUGAUGAUGAUGAUGAUGAUGAUGAUGAUGAAGAAAAGGACUAUUUUGAGUAAUUAUAUGUCACUAUUUUACACAUAUUUCAACCUCACAAUAAUCUAUUCAGGAUAAGUGAGGCAGAAAAAGACAAACACCAUAAAAUUCAUAUGUGGAAUCUAAAAACAAAACAAAAAAAAACACUGUACAGCUACAAAGAGCAGAUUGCUGGUUGCUAGAGGUGGAGGUGAGCAACAUGGGCGAAGGGGAUCAAAGGUCUCGUAUUGAGCUCUGUGGAGGCUGGAGGCUGUGGGAGUGACUGCUCCUUAUUGGACCCCACCCUCUUAGGAGGGAGAGGGUUGUGAAAAUAUUUAAGCAUCUAACACAGAUAUUAGGCAGUGACCUUGAGGAGCUGAGCUGAGAGACAGCGUGAACAUAAUAGAGAAACCAGGAGGCUGCGACAUGGCUGGGAAGCCCAAGCUUCACUACAUGAAUGGACGACUUCGAAUGGAGCCCAUCCGGUGGCUCCUGGCUGCAGCUGGAGUCGAGUUUGAAGAGCAAUUUUUGGAAAGUCCAGAAGACUUGGAAAAAUUAAGAAAUGAUGGGUCUUUGAUGUUCCAGCAAGUGCCCAUGGUGGAAAUCGACGGGAUGAAGCUGGCACAGACCAGAGCCAUUCUCAAUUACAUUGCUGCCAAAUACAACCUCUACGGGACAGACAUAAAGGAGAGAGCCCUGAUUGAUAUGUAUUCAGAAGGUAUUGCAGAUUUGUAUGAAAUGAUCCUGCGUUUCCCACUAUUCCCACCUGAUGAACAAGAUGCCAAGAUGACCCAGAUCAGAGAGAGAACAACAAAUCGUUAUUUCCCAGCCUUUGAAAAGGUAAGUGGGCUGUUCAGUGUUUGGGGAACUGAGACUAGAGGACAUAGAGAAAUGGUGCCUGGGAAGUCCUGGGGAUUUGACCUUCACUUCCAAUGGGCCCUCCUGACUACUGAUGGAGCACCCUGGCUCUCCAGGGAUGUUAUCAAAAUCAGCUGUGGGUAGGACCUGUACCGGUUA
Molecule: messenger RNA, 1095 nt
Organism: Myotis myotis
Lineage: Eukaryota; Metazoa; Chordata; Mammalia; Chiroptera; Vespertilionidae
Product: glutathione S-transferase A2-like
Exons: 7
Coding region: 505-1080 (191 amino acids)
Biological process (GO): glutathione metabolic process; xenobiotic metabolic process
Cellular component (GO): cytosol; extracellular exosome
Molecular function (GO): glutathione transferase activity
Source: RefSeq, a predicted model, not a curated record